Messenger RNA from Prunus mume (Japanese apricot), 867 nucleotides. It is a transcript of the gene HIT3, whose product is annotated as HIS triad family protein 3. The record is from RefSeq and is a predicted model, not a curated record. Gene Ontology annotation, molecular function: catalytic activity. Lineage: Eukaryota; Viridiplantae; Streptophyta; Magnoliopsida; Rosales; Rosaceae.
AAUCCUAUUUGUGCAAUUUUCCAAAAGGAAAAAAUGUAUUAGUUUGAAAUGACUGUAGUGGCCAGACAUAAGAGGCAGAGCAGAGAGUAAAAUCAAGGGCAUGAGAUGGAAAAGCAAGUCAAAACUAGUGAUAAAGGCAGCAGGCUUGCAGUAAUAAGCUCUCACUUGGUUACUCCUCAAAUCCCCAUGGCUGCUGCUUCUGAGAAGGAGGCUGCUCUUGCGGCCGUACCCUCUGAUUCUCCCACCAUAUUUGACAAGAUCAUCAACAAGGAAAUACCAUCUAAGGUGGUUUUUGAGGACGAUAAGGUCCUUGCUUUUAGGGACAUUAAUCCUCAAGCUCCGACACACAUUUUGAUCAUUCCCAAAGUUAGAGAUGGCUUAACUGGACUCUCUAAGGCAGAGGAGAGACACACUGAAAUUCUUGGUCAGCUUCUCUACACUGCCAAGCUGAUUGCCAAGCAGGAAGGUCUUGAUGAUGGCUUCAGGAUUGUGAUUAAUGAUGGGCCAAAUGGAUGCCAAUCCGUUUAUCACCUUCAUGUUCAUCUCCUUGGAGGACGUCAAUUGAACUGGCCUCCAGGCUAAUGCGGAGACGUGCUCGGAUGUUUUGCGAGAUUUCCACUGGAAGUCUGUAUUGGCAUGAAACUAGUAGUUUAUUGAUUGGAGAUCUCGAAACAGUUGUGAACUUGUGGUAGUUGGUAAAAACCUUAUUUCUUAAACCAUACCAUGUAUAAGUAAUAAUCUUGCCCGUUACCGAUGGCUUGGUUGUCACAUUUGAGGUUUUAUCAUUUCUGUCAUGAACGUCGAAAUUGGUUUCGAUGGAAAGACGAUAUUGAUAUUCCAGUGAGCUCUAGCUCCUAGUUCAGUGUU